Sebastes umbrosus (honeycomb rockfish) is the source of this 752-nucleotide messenger RNA. RefSeq names its product succinate dehydrogenase complex, subunit C, integral membrane protein (gene sdhc). NCBI's taxonomy places the organism in Eukaryota, Metazoa, Chordata, Actinopteri, Perciformes, Sebastidae. Gene Ontology annotation, molecular function: succinate dehydrogenase activity; electron transfer activity. Bases 82 to 594 code for a protein of 170 amino acids. Gene Ontology annotation, biological process: tricarboxylic acid cycle; mitochondrial electron transport, succinate to ubiquinone. Gene Ontology annotation, cellular component: membrane. The transcript is spliced from 6 exons. The record is from RefSeq and is a predicted model, not a curated record.
AAACACCCUUCAAGGUUUCAGAUACCGGGCGGAAAAACAACAACAUCCGCCGACGUCACUUCCGCUCACAACUUGUGAAACAUGGCGCUCCUGCUAAGGACGUUGGCCCGUCAGGGUGUCUGUCUCUCCAGACCACACUACAAUGUCCUCUACAGACAUGUUGCUCCAAUGGGAACCACAGCUAAGGAUGAGAUGAACAAGUUUUGGGCCAAAAAUGCCAAAUUAAACAGACCCAUGUCUCCUCAUCUCACCAUUUACAAAUGGUCCGUCCCCAUGAUGAUGUCCAUCACAUUCAGAGGAACUGGAGUGGGGCUCAGUGGAGCUAUCUCAGCCUUUGCCUUGGCAGCGCUGGUAUUACCGGGAGGUUACCCCCACUACCUGGACUUGAUCCACUCGCUAUCCGUCGGCCCGUAUCUCAUUGGGUUGGCCAAGAUUGGCCUCGCCUUCCCUGUAUCGUUCCACACCUAUAACGGCAUCCGCCACUUGUGGUGGGACCUUGGCAAGGGCUUCAGAAUCCCAGAGGUCUACCGCACCGGCUACACGGUUAUUGGUCUGUCUAUCAUCACCUCCAUAGCCGUGGCUUUUUGUCUCUGAGUAGACAACAAGAGAUGAGCAGAAAGGAAAGAAGAGGAGGGGAGUCGGAGGGAAUGUGGACUGUGGGAGAUUUGUGUAUAUGUUCUGUUCUGGCCUACUGCGGGCACUAUUUCAUCAAAGUAUUGAAUAAAGGAUUAUAUUAUGCUGUACGCAGAAAA